CGACUAGUGUUCGACGGCUCACCAGGCUGGAAAACGGGAUUAAGGAGGACUCAUCGGGUAAGUGCUUUUUAAUUCGACAUUUUAUUGUAGUUUUGUCUGUUAGUGGGGAAAUUUAUUAUAUGGUUAUAUUGAGCUAGUCUCGCUUCUGUCAUUUUCGUUUGAACGUAUGUCAAGUAGUAUACGGAUUGCAUGAAUAAAGCUCACGGAUUUUAUUUUACUUGUUAUUAACCGAAAACUCAGCUUCAAAUUUAUUUCAUGGCUCUACCUGUAGGACGUUAAAAAAUAAGCUAAGUCCGACCCAGUCUGUAGCUGGUGUGGUGGUGGAGAGGAGAACUACUUCCCGUCCUCCUCUUCAUCCGCAGCAGGUGUACUCCGCCCCACUUUCUCUUUUUCUUUUCCCGCGGCUGACAGUCCUCUUGUUCAGAACAGCCCCCUUUAUCGCGUGUGAGUACACAACGGAUUAUUUUUUGUGAAAAUGAAGGAUUUUCAAGCAUCAAGAUACAGGGUCACUGUGAGGAGCGGGAUACACCCUGGACAGGUCGCAAGUCUAUCACAGAUACCAAAAAGAUGCCAGUUCUGCCUUAUUAGGCCUAUAGUACAAUCUGCAGAUUUUUUUUAAGAGAGCAACUCUUAUUUAGCUGUGUAAAAGCAACAAAUUUGCACCUUCUUGUUCAACACGCCUUUAGGGCAGGGGGUCUCAGCUUUUUUUUAUUUUUAUGAAAUAUUAAUUUAUUUAUUUUUGUUUACAAUUUACUGGCUGCUUAACAGUUGAGCAAGCAAUCACAAAUAUUUCAAAUAAUACUGCGCUAUUCCUGUGUAUGGUUUGUAGGCAAUAGUGGUUGUAGAAAAUCCCCUCCCCCCGCCCCACACUGAACUCAUAGAUUGUGCAUCUUAAGUUAAGAUUCUUAACUUGUGUAAAUUAAGGAUCAAGAUGAUACUCUGUCAGUUUUGCCGACAUAAAACUGAAGCUCUUUUUACAUAUGUGAAGCACAUGAAAUUGCACAGGAAUUUGCCAAAUGUCAGUUUUAAAUGUGGAAUGACAACUUGCAAUAUGGCGUUCAAAAACUUCAACGCUUUCAAAUCACAUUCAUACAGAUAUCACAAGCAGCAACCUGCCACUAUGGCUCCAGUCUACACCAAUGAUUUAACCUGUCAUGUUGAAUACUGUGCUGUGCAUUGUGAUGACUUAAUCAGUUUCCUUUCACAUUUAAAAACACAUGUGAAGGAAGGUACAGGUGUAACAUGUCCAUUUAAACAGUGCAAACGAACCUUUACUAUUUUGUCUACAUUCACAUCACAUUUAUCAAGAUGCCACAAAGGAAGGACCGAGCAGAAUCUGCUUGAAAACAUAGUCCAGAAAAGUAAUGACACUGAAGGUCAUAGUCAGGAGACCUCAUCUGUUAGUAAUGUGGUGUGUCAUUCAGUUGACAGAUGUAAUGAUAAACCUUCAAAUGAUGCCAUGAUAGAGCUUUUGGAUGUUGAUGCUGAAAAUACAGAUGAGGACUUGUUUCUGCAAAAUCUGGCACUUUUUUAUUUAAAACUGCAGGCAAAAAUGUUGCUUCCUUCAUCUGUAAUUCAAACUGUCAUUGAAGGAUUCCAAGAAAUACAUGACAUGAGCCAGUUAAAUCAAAUGAAUAAGUUACAUGAAAAACUAAUAUUACUUGGAGUACCUGAGAGAGAUGUAAAAAAAGUGAUAGAUGAAGUAAAAGAUAAUGAUCUUUUCCAGAGUUGCAAUACUCACAAACUAAAAACAGACCAUAAGCGAAAAACUGUCUUUAAAGAAAGCUUCAACUACAUAGAACCACACCCAAUUUGUUUGGGGAACAAUGAAGCAGGAAAGGAAUGUUUUGCUCAGUACAUUCCAAUCAAACAAACAAUUGCUGGUCUUUUGCAGAACGAGUCCAUUAGAGAACAGCACAGAUCCACCCAUUUGGAUGUUCAUGAAAAAGAUAUAUUAAAAGAUAUUUGGGAUGGCAAAAUAAUCUCCCAAAAUGCUUUGCUUAAGACUGAUCCAUUGUCUGUUGGCUUGAUUCUGUAUCAGGACUCGUUUGAGGUAGUUAAUCCUUUGGGAUCAGGCAAGAAAAAACAUAAACUCCUCGCAGUCUACCUCACUUUAGGAGACAUUUUGCCUCACAACCGAUCAACUACAGAUCAUAUGCAACUUGUUCUUCUUUGCAGAGACCAGGAUUUUCGUUACUUUGGACAAGACCUGGUGCUGGGAACACUGGUGAAGGAUCUGAAAGACCUUGAAGUGAGCGGUACUGAACUGCCAAAUGAAUAAUGUCUGCAACUUUUGAGGAGGAAAUCCAAAGGACUAUAACUAAAGCCCUUCCUGGAAUCUCUCAAGCAAAGUUGGAGAAGCUGGUGGAGAGGCUUGUUAGCUGGGGUGUAGAAACUAUUGAUGAUCUAAAAUAUGUAGAAGGAGCCCCUGGAGCAGACCUGUCUGAUGUUCUUCCUCCCAUCCAGAUUCGCAAACUGCUUGACAGCUUUAACACAGCUGGGGAAAAAAAUGCGUGUGGUGAUAAUCCGAGAAGUCCAACUUCGUCUUCCAAUAGUUUGAACACUGUGAAUCCACCAACCUUUUCAUCAGCAACUUUAACUUCUUGGGCAGAGACAUUUCAGAUCCCCUGGGAACAAAUGCCAAAUGAUGUGCGAACAGCACUAGCAAAUGAAAAAAGACCACUCCCACCAGUUCGUAGAAAAAUGGUAAGAAUUCUAGUUGACGAAAUGAGGAAGAUUGAAAAAAAUCCAACUAAAGCUCAAUGCCUCACUGUUGCUCUUAAAAUAGUAAAACAGUAUCCAAAGAGUUUUGCAGAUUAUGACAACACAGAAUCAGUUUCUGAAGUUGGAUGCUACUCACUAUUGAAACAAAUUAAAACACGAGUUGAACACGUAAAUAGAAACAACACACUGACAACACGCAGACGAUGUUCAAGUGGCAUUUCAGAAAAUUCUGAGAUCACAAAGCGAAAAGGCCCAGUAGCUACUUAUGGAUGCACCAAAUGGCAGCCUGAACCACCGCUUUUAGAGAGUGAUGAUGAUCUUGAGCACAAAAGACAGACUUUGCAAAAUAUAUAUCAGCAGCACGGCAAGAGUGGAGCAGACAGAGCUGAUGUCUGUGCUUUAAUGAAAGAAACCUAUUAUUUGCAAAGAAAACAUAUAAAUGAUUCCCAGGCAGCUACUAUUAAAGAAAUGAAGAACAAGUGGCCAUACUUGUUUGUGCAAAAGCACCUCACAGCACAUUUUGAGGAGCUUACUAGUUAGUAUCAAUGUACAAAAUCAACUCAACCGUGCCAUG
Molecule: messenger RNA, 3298 nt
Organism: Austrofundulus limnaeus
Lineage: Eukaryota; Metazoa; Chordata; Actinopteri; Cyprinodontiformes; Rivulidae
Source: RefSeq, a predicted model, not a curated record